UUUCGCUCUGUCUGUCUCUCCACCUCGGUGCUUAGUACCUAAGCAUCAAGAGAAAUACACAGAUAAAAGACUCUACACAGAGGCAAACAUACCAAAUAGCUUAAAGAGCUCAGAACUAGGAAUAAUCAUGGUUGGUCUGUCUGACAUUCCGGUUCUGGGAAAUUUUGUGGACAGAAUCUCUGAUGCUACUGUCGAGGCGUUGUUUCGCGGGCUGCGCUAUUUGUUUUGCUACAAGGAACUUGUCAAUGUUCUCAAUUCCGAAAUUGACAAAGUUAACAUUCAGCAGGGAAGGGUGUCCAGAAAAUCUGAUGAAGAAAGAAGUGAUGGUAAAGUUAUUGAAGAUCAUGUGCUGAGGUGGCAGACGGAGGUGAAAGAAAUGCAAGACAGUGCUAGAGAGUUUUCGAAGAAAUACCAAAGUAGAGCUUCAUGGACGUGCUUCAAGUGUCUGCCCAUUCCUAAACCUGUCUCCCGUUUUCGACUAGGUAGGGAGGCUGUAUUGAAGGCUAAGAAAGCAACUGAACUCAUCAUAUCUGGAAGGGACCUCCUGGCUAAUGAGAUUGCACAUCUCCCACCGACUGAUAAUUUACCAAAGGCUGACGCUGCUUUCCAGGAUUUCAGAUCAAGGAAAGGUGUUUAUCACAAGCUCUGGGAAAUGCUGGUAGCUGAAGAUAGUCUCAUACUUGGGAUAUAUGGAAUGCCAGGAGUUGGCAAGACUCGGAUGAUGGAACAAAUCUGGCAAGAAGCCAUGGAAAAGAAGAUCUUUCAAAAGGUCGCGCGAGCAAAUGUGGGCAAUGAAAAGCUGGACGUCUUGAAGUUACAAAACCAGAUUGCGGGCCAUCUAAAUUGCCAUUUUAAAUCUCAAGAUAAUAUGGAAAGUAGAGCAGCUCAGUUGAAAAAUUGUUUAAUAAACGGUGGAAAGAUCCUCCUCAUAUUUGACGACGUAUGGAGUGAGAUUCCCUUAGACUAUAUCAUUGGGACUUCAUUUGGUGAAAGUAGUACUUCCAAGGGUAGUAAGAUCCUCUUGACAUCUAGAAGGCAAGAUUUAUGCUUACGUAACAAGUGCACGCAUCCUGUCCAGAUUACAACCCUGAGAGAUGAAGAAGCAUGGGAUCUUUUUCAGGACUCUGUUGGAACUUCUCAUAUUGAUUCUUUGCCAGAUGAAACCUUGGCGAAGGAAGUGUGUGCUAGAUGUGCUGGUUUACCACUCCUUAUUUGUGCUGUUGGUAAAGCACUGCAGUUUAUGUCUUACCAUGUAUGGAAAGAUGCCCUUCAAAAACUUGAGAAAGGCAAGAUUGAUGGAAUAGAUUCCCAAGUAUAUGCUUGUGUAAAAUUGAGUAUUGAUAGAUUACAAGAUGAUGCAAAGUUGUGUCUGUUUUUGUGUUCCUUAUUUCCUGAAGAUGCUGACAUUGAUAUCAGGAAGUUGAUCCAGUUUGCAAUAGGCUCUCAGUCCCAACUCAUACCGGAUGGACAGUCUACAAUACCUGCUAUGGUUGAUGUACUCACAAAAGCUUCUUUGUUGCUCGAGUGUAGACAAAAUCAUAUAACUAAAUUGCAUGACAUCAUUAGAGAUGUAGCAAGAUCAGCAGCUUUCAAAGAUCCAACAUAUGCAAUUUUACAUGUAAGAUGUGGCUCACAGUUUCCUGAUAAUGCUGGUUACCGUACUACUAAACUAUUAUGGUUGGAUGUCGAGAGAGAUGAUAUUCGUUUCCCAGAGGAUCUUGUGUGUACAAACUUGAAAAGCUUGUGGUUACAUUGCAACAAUCAUGUACAAAGAUUCUCAGGUGACUUCUUUGGUAUGUUUGUGAAUCUUGAAUUUUUAAUGCUCCAAAAUGUGCAUUUUCUUUCCGAGCAAUUCUCUCUUCAACCCUUGGAUAAACUCAAGAUGCUUAUCUUUGAUAGUUGUGACAUAAGAGAGACUAAUAAUAGUCUUUUUCCCAAAUAUCUAAAAACUCUUUGCAUUUGGGCUUGUGAUCUCCCAAGUCCACUGGAUUUACCAAACCUGAAAAAUCUGCGAGAGCUAGAUGUCCAACAAAAGUUACCUGUGAUUAUGGUGCCAGGUGCCAUAUCUAGUCUAUCCAGUCUCGAAGAAUUCCACAUACCUAAUGGAUUCAGUUUUUUGGAUGAUGCAAAUGAUAUAACGCUGAUAAUGGACGAGAUUAGUAAAUUAACUCGUCUGACAAGUUUGAAGAUUUUUUUCAGUAAUUUUGAGGCUUGUCAAGGUAUAUCUAUAUUUUUCACAUUACUUAAAUAUGAUAUAUCUGUAAACUGCGAAGGGUAUCAUGAAGCUUUAUCUGAUAUGACAAAAAUGAUCAAGUUGCAUGAUGUUAAAGUGAAGACUAGUGAUAAAGCCAUCCAAAGUCUGGUGGAGAGGGCUGAAAAAGUGGAAGUGGUGUCUACGGAUGUCGAUUUAGGUAGCAUUUGCAAUAGUAACAAAAAAGCAUUUGCAGAUUUGAGAGACCUGGAAAUUCGUUUAUGUCACAAUGUGGAGUAUAUAGCAAGGAUUUCACAAGACGAGAUUCAGCAAAAUCGUCAACUGCGGACAUCCUUCUCUAAACUAACCAAUUUAACAAUUCGAAGUUGCCUUACAAUGAAAUACCUCUUUUGCAAGUCCGUUGCAAAAUGCCUUGGGCAAUUGCAAAUUCUUGAGGUAGAUGAAUGUCCUGCAAUGGAAGUAAUCAUAAUGAAUGAAGACCCAAGUGACGGAGAAAUCAUAGACUUCCACAAACUAAAAACAUUGGAUCUGCGAAAGUUGUGGAGUCUCAAAAGCUUCUGCAGGGGAAAGAAAGAAAUGCAUUCAGGUUCAACGGACAACUCUGUCACCUCUUCUGCUCAAUUUCAACCACUAUUUGAUGGGAUGGUUGCGUUCCCUUUCUUGGAAAAGUUGUAUAUCAAAACUUUGGGAGAUACAGUUAGUGAUAUUUGGGGAAACUAUAACUCCGGUGAUAAUGAUAAAAGUAAUGUUAUAUUAUCCUCCUUCUGCAAACUAAAGAUGCUCGAGGUAAGCAGAUGUAGCAAACUGGAGAUGGUGAUUCCAGUUGGCAUGUUGCAUAGGCUAAGGAAUCUGGAAUAUCUAUACAUAAGCAAAUGCAAUAACUUGAGAAACGCGUUUCCAACUUGUAUCGCCAGAGAUCUUAUCAACCUUCAACAAUUGAGUAUCUCAGGAUGCGGGAUGAUGAGUGAGGUGAUCGGAGGGAGUGAAGAACGAGCACAACAAGAAGAAGAAAUCACAAAUGAGGAUCAUGGAAUCAUAGUGUUUCCUAAGUUGAGCCUGAUGACUCUUGAAGGUUUGUCUAAUUUGACCAGUUUUUGCUGCCAUCGGAGAGGGGUUUCUAAUACCUACAAGGUUCAGUUCCCAAGCUUGGGAUGUUUACAAGUGAACAGUCGUGGGGAUAUUAACUUGGAAGGGAUAGAGCUGGCAGGAGAUGAUUCUACUUGCCAAAUGAAGGAACUAUAUAUACACACUGAUCAGCAGAUGCAACUUCCACGUCAAUGGAAACUUCAUUUAUAUAAUCUGGAAACAUUGGCAUUGUAUGGCUGUUGGUGGAAUGAGCUGAAAUCUCUGAAUUUUCCAAAAUUAAAGAGGUUGACUGUCAAUAAUUAUAGACGCUCUGCUCUAUUCACCAUCUCAGGAUUUAAUAGUCUACAAGACCUCAAAACUCUAGAUGUAUCGGAAUGUGGUUUAUUGGAAGAUAUCGUGGAGAAUGUAAGAGGCCAUGAACAUGCUGGAAUGGAUAUGGAGUCCAUCAAACUCUCCAAGUUGAAUACAGUUGUAUUUAAAGAUUUGCCAAAACUCAAAAGUUUUACCUAUGGUGCAAACUAUGAGUGCUAUAUGCCGGCUUUAAAGAAGGUUGAAAUUGUUAAUUGUGGACUCUCCUCUCUUUUCACAUGGUCCGUCUUUAAAAAUCUCCAACAACUCCAUGCAUUAAAAGUACUGAAAUGCAGGUUAUUGGAAGACAUUGUUGUGGUUCCGAGGGUAGAUGAAACUUCUCAUGCAAAUGACCAGAUUUUUCAACUCUCAUCACUAACUCUAAGAGACUUGCCAAACCUCCGAAGUUUCGGUCACAGUGUUAAAUUACCAUGCUUGGAAGAUUUCUCUAUGAGCAAUUGCGGGGACAUAAACUUGGAAGAGAUAGAGUUGGUCAAAGAUGAUUCCACUUGCAAACUAAAGUACUUGUCUAUACACAGUGAUAAGCAGAUGCAACUUCCAUGUAAAUGGCAACCACAUUUAUAUAAUCUGGAGAGAUUGACAUUCACACACUGUUGGUGGCAUGAGUUGAAAUCUCUAAAUUUUCCCAAAUUGAAGAAGCUGGAUGUUAAUAAUUGUGGAUGCUCUGCUCUUUUCACAAUCUCAGGCUUUAAUAGUCUGCAACAACUUGAAUUAUUGCUAGUAUCGAACUGCAGAUUGUUGGAAGCCAUUGUUGAGGAUGGAAGCGGGGAUGAAACAUCUGACACAAAUGACAAGGUUAUCAGACUCUCUCGACUCUCAUCAGUUACUCUUAAAGAUUUGCCAAACCUCACAAGUUUCAGUCGCAGUGUAAGCUAUGCUUUCCGUAUGCCUAGUUUAAAAAAGAUUCAUCUGCUUGGGUGUCCCCAGCUGGGGAAUUUCACUUCCUCGGUAACAAGCACAGGAUCAGUAUCUGUUUAUACUGAGGGGAAUGGAAGGGAAGAUGUUACAGACCUAAACGAUUUCAUAAUACAAAAUCACAAAAGAGGACGUAAUAUAGUGAAAGUGCUGGAGAUUCAAAUUGGUAAGUAAGAAGUGAAACCAGAACCAGGGAUUAUUGAAGAAGAUGAGCCUCAGGAAGGAUAAGAAUCUCCCCUAGCAGAUCAACCCAACCUUCUGGAUUACUCAAGAAAAAAUUGAUGACUUGACUAGUACAUUUCUGCUUAUUCAACAACCACAUUCUUCAAAUUGUGAACAGCAGAGGUCUUGGAUCGUCUGUGGCACCAAUUGUGUAAUUCGAACAUGUGAAGGUUGGGAACCUUUCUAGCAACAAAAAAAUACCAGUGCCUUGCUUAGAAUCAAGAAGCGGCAAACCAACUGCUAAAAAUGAAGAUCCUUCAAGAUCAUGUCAAUCCCUUAAUAUAACCAUGUGUUCUGAGUUCAGGUUUUUGCCUUCUUGGACACUUUGCUUGUACCAACCUGUUUUACUGCCCCACAUGUGAU
Molecule: messenger RNA, 5167 nt
Organism: Daucus carota subsp. sativus
Lineage: Eukaryota; Viridiplantae; Streptophyta; Magnoliopsida; Apiales; Apiaceae
Product: disease resistance protein At4g27190
Exons: 6
Coding region: 128-4756 (1542 amino acids)
Molecular function (GO): ADP binding
Source: RefSeq, a predicted model, not a curated record